Messenger RNA from Fraxinus pennsylvanica, 315 nucleotides. NCBI's taxonomy places the organism in Eukaryota, Viridiplantae, Streptophyta, Magnoliopsida, Lamiales, Oleaceae. The record is from the annotation of a GenBank genome assembly.
AUGCACGAGUAUCGCCUUGCUCAAGCACAAACCACUAUCCCUCAAGGGAGAAAUUUAGCCCAGGAAAACUGGGUAGUUUGUUGUAUAUUUUUGAAGAGAAGAAGCAACAAAAAUGACGACCAGGCAGCACCAGUGCCAAAAGGAAGCAGAUUGGGGCCUACCGUAGGAAAAUCUAUGCCGAUUUUCUAUGAUUUCAUGACCAAGGAUAGGACUGAUUUGAAUCUGGUUCGUGUAUCCUCGUCCUCAGGUUCAAGUGGGAUCACACAAAUCGAAUCAGAUAAUCAUGAAGAAAGCAGUAGUUGCAAUAUUUUUUGA